Messenger RNA from Culicoides brevitarsis, 1950 nucleotides. Its product is annotated as innexin inx3. The transcript is spliced from 8 exons. The record is from RefSeq and is a predicted model, not a curated record. Lineage: Eukaryota; Metazoa; Arthropoda; Insecta; Diptera; Ceratopogonidae. Gene Ontology annotation, molecular function: gap junction channel activity. Gene Ontology annotation, biological process: phototransduction. Gene Ontology annotation, cellular component: gap junction; plasma membrane. Bases 350 to 1531 code for a protein of 393 amino acids.
AGUUGUGAAACUUUCGACUAUGUUCAUUCAAUUUAGUUCAGUCCAGACCUUAGUAGUAGUUUGAACUUUACACAUUUGUUUGUUAAAUGAAAAGCAUUAAAAUAAUUAAAUAUAUAUUUAUAUAUAACUUUUAUGUUUUUAAUGCACUUGUAUCAUUUUAUUCAUAAUAUUUUUACGAAAUCUGAAAGGAACAAAUAAAAUAAUAAAUGUGGUGAACAAUAAACAAAAAAAUAACUACGUGUUAAAACAAGUUUAGUACGAAUUGUGUUAAAAGUAGCAUUAUAAAUAAGAGUAAAUGAACUAAUAAGAGAAAAAAUAGGAAGAAAAACGAUAGAAAAAACUACUAAAAAUGGCUGUAUUUGGCAUGGUAUCAUCACUAGCCGGCUUUGUUAAAGUUCGGUAUUUAAUUGAUAAAGCUAUAAUUGACAACAUGGUUUUCAGAUGUCACUAUAGAAUCACUAGCGCGAUAUUGUUUGUCUGUUGUAUUAUUGUUACAGCUAAUAAUUUGAUUGGCGAUCCAAUUUCCUGUAUAAAUGACGGAGCUGUACCUACUCAUGUUAUAAAUACAUAUUGUUGGAUCACAUACACAUUUACUUUGCCUGGUUUGCACGGAAAGUCUAUAGGAACUCAUGUUGCACAAUCAGGGGUGGGAUCUGAUCAGGGAGAUAAAACCUAUCAUAGUUAUUAUCAGUGGGUACCAUUUACCCUAUUUAUGCAAGGUAUUUUAUUCUAUGUGCCUCAUUGGAUUUGGAAAAAUUGGGAGUCUGGAAAAAUUAGAAUGAUCUCAGAUGGUAUUCGUGGCGUUUAUACAGCUCCGAUGGAUGAACGUAUCAGCAGACAGUCACGUUUAGUUAGAUAUAUUGUAGAUAGCUUAUCGACUCAUAACUCAUAUUCAUUUGGAUACUUUUUUUGUGAAUUUCUUAAUUUUAUAAACGUGAUAAUAAACAUCAUAUUCACUGACAAAUUUUUGGGCAAUGCUUUCUUAACGUAUGGUCCUGAAGUUAUUAAAUUUUCAAACAUGAAUCAAGAAACGCGUUAUGAUCCAAUGAUUGCCGUUUUUCCUCGCAUAACAAAAUGUACAUUUCACAAGUAUGGAGCUUCAGGAAGCAUUCAAAAACAUGACGCAAUGUGUGUUUUAGCUCUUAACAUUUUAAAUGAAAAAAUAUAUAUUUUCUUAUGGUUUUGGUUCAUCAUUUUGGCUACAUUAAGUGCUUUAGCCAUCAUUUACUCAGCGGUCAUCUUAAUGAUGCCAACUUCUCGAGAAGCUGUAAUCAAAAGGCGUUUCCGUCAUGGAACCAAGAAGGAGGUUGAAAGUUUGAUUAGACGUAUUCAGAUUGGUGACUUUUUGCUCUUACACUUGCUAGGACAAAAUAUUAAUGUAACGCAGUAUAGUGAAAUUUUGCAUUCCGUAAUAAAUGAUAUUGGGGGAAGCACUGGUGGUGAUACUCCUUCAGCACCAUCAACCCUUGAAAUGGCUCCAAUGUAUCCAGAUAUGAAAUUUGGUAAAGAGUACAAAGAAACUGAGACGUAAAAUAAUAAUACUUUAAAUUAUUAUUUUCUUUAAAUUAAAUGAUCAAUUUAAACUUCAAGACUGUAGUGCAUUCUAUCAGAUUUUUUUCUUAUGUAGAUUUUUUUCAUACAUAUUUUGAAAAAAAAAUCGAACAAAUUCAAAAAAGAAAACAUAUUCAAUAUUUUGAAAAUCAAACUCUAUAUUUUAAAAUUAGGUUUAAUUUUAAUCAAUUUUAUAAAAUGUUUUUUAUAAGAAUAUUGCCAUAAUAUCUUAUUACCUAUUAUUAAUUUGUAUUCAUUAUCAUAAAUUUAAUUUUUAAAUCAUUUAGACUCAAGUUCGAACAAUAUUUUAUUCACGAAUCUUUCUUAUUGUUAGUAAAUAUAUACAUAUAUGUAAAAUACAUAUAUACCUACAUAUUUGUAAGUAGCAUUUUUCGCUUA